CGCGCUGCUGAGCCUGCGACGUUAGCAGUGGAUGAAAAAAAAAAUCUCUUUGCUUCAGCCAACGGACGCAUAAUUUUGAAAGGAAAUAAGUGAAGCCCCAGACCCAGUUUUGUCUCCUGUUACCUUGGCAUAACAACCAAGGACCUGUACCGAGUACAAGAGGAGGAAAAAUACCAACUCAACCACCUUCCAACCUUGCCUUCCCUCACCAGAAAGUUUUCACAAAGGACACACAGCAGAGUGACCACAGUGAGACAGGAGUGCUCUUUGAGAGGAGGCAACGACGAAAGCAAACAGAUUCUCCAUUAUUCCAAGGAUCUAUCCUUUUGAGUGAGUCUGAAGCUGAAGCCAAAGGAGGGACUAUGAAGACAAGCUGUGUCACCCCACAUUGCAGUCCAACAAGAUAUGAUAUAACAUGGGUCCCCUGCUAAUCACCAUGAUGACCAAAACGCUGUGACUGGCAUUGUGAAGCCUUCACCCCUUUUUCAGCACCCAACCCAGACCCUUCUCCUCCUUGGAAAUCCUGUCUAGCAACAUUUGUUGCUUCCCUUUCUCCUGCAAACACAACCUCCUCCUCUCCUGCCUGCACCCACGUUUUUCACCUUAAUAAUUCUAGCUUCCCCUUUUUCUUUUAUUUCUUUUCAUCGGCAUCAUGCAGGGUGCCUCUACCACCUCCACUCUCCUUUUUCUUAUGCUUCCCACCCUCCUAUUCUUCUCUCACUUUCCCUGCACGGUGAAUGGGGACUGCUGGCUCAUUGAGGGCGACAAAGGCUAUGUGUGGCUGGCUAUCUGCAGUCAGAACCAGCCACCGUACGAAACUAUCCCCCAGCAUAUCAACAACACCGUCCAUGACUUGAGAUUGAAUGAGAACAAGCUGAAAGCUGUGCUUUUCAGCUCCAUGUAUCGCUUCACCAACCUUACUGACCUCAACCUCACCAAGAAUGAAAUCAGCUACAUUGAGGAUGGAGCCUUUGCAGGACAAGCCAACCUACAGGUUCUUCAGCUCGGCUACAACAAGAUGACGAACCUAACUGAGGGUAUGUUGAGAGGGCUCGGCCGCAUGCAAUGCCUCUUCCUCCAGCACAACCUCAUUGAGGUUAUAGCCAGCAAUGCAUUCUGGGAGUGCCCCAGCCUCAGCAGCAUUGACCUGUCAUCCAACAGACUUGCCCGCAUUGACCCAGCCACAUUCACGGUUCUUGCUCGACUGAUGGUGUGUGAACUGGCAGCAAAUCCAUUCCACUGUGGUUGUGAUCUGUACAGCUUCCUAAUCUGGUUGGAGUCCUUCAACAAUGUGACGCACACCUAUGACCGCCUCCAGUGUGAGACGCCCCGGGAGAUGUUUGGCUACCCCUUACUCAUCGCUGCUGGUCAUGCUGGUCGGAAUGCCAAAAAUAUUUUGUACCAUCACUGUCGAGAUGGAGUGAUGAUUCCAGGUAUGACCUCCCUCCCACCAGAUCUGGAUGGUCCUUCCGGUAUUGGGCCAGAGAUGUUUAAUGGUGUGGGUCCGUACCACCAGCCCACCACCUCUUCCUCAUCCACUGAACACAGCUUCAUUCCCAGCAUCAAGCUCCAUCAUGUCUCUUUGUCAUCAGCCUCUCUCCUUGUACAGAUUCCAAGGCCCUACAGCAAGAUGUAUAUUCUAACACAAUACAACCACACAUAUGUGUCUGAUGUAAUGAAUCUGAAGAACAAGAAGGAGAUGAUUACCCUCAACAAGCUCAAGCCGCAUACUAAUUACACCUUCUGUGUAGCAUCCAUCCGCAACUCUCAGCGUUACAACCACACCUGCCUCCAGUUUUCCACUCGGGCUCAGAAUCAAGAUGACAUGCUCCCCACACCUUCCACUACUACUCACUACAUAAUGACCAUUGUGGGCUGCCUUUUUGGCAUGCUCAUUGUUUUAGGCUUUGUCUACUACUGUCUGCGUAAGAAACGGAUGCAUGAUGAGAAGAAGAAGUCCAUCUGCGUCAAGAAAACUAUACUAGAAAUGCGCUACGGACCAGAGGUGGCAGCAGCAGUGGCAAAUGAUCCAUCUGCAGUCCACAAGCUCCAGGAGCAGUCCAGAGAACAUCACCAGUAUCAGCACCACCAUGGAGGCAAACUUCCCAUGUCCGCAUCCUCUAGCUCGGGAAUGCUCCACUCAGCCAACACCAGUUCCUCCAGACUUUCCUCUAUUCCGCAAGUAGAAAAGAUGGCCACUGCCUUUUCAGAGGCCAUGGCUACAAGUAAAGGGAACUACAUGGAUAUCAGAACUGGAGGGGCAGGGCUGGAGAGGAUGGGAGAUAGUGGACAUGGUGGGCUAGACUUGAGGGACGAUGAUGGAACUGAUAUUGGGGAUGACUCAGAUGAUGACGGACAUGGCUCUGCAUCAGAGAUUUCCACCAUUGCCAUGGAGGUGGACAAGGUUAACCAGAUCAUUAACAACUGCAUUGAUGCACUGAAACUGGAUGCAGCAGCAGUUGCUGCUUCAGGGGCCUCUACUAACCCUAUAUCCAGCUCCAAUCCCACCUCCCCUCCUCCCACAAGCACGUCCUCUCUUACUCGUGGCCUAAUCCCACUCUCCCAAGGGGUGACAGAGACGUGCCAAGUCAUGGCUCCAAACAAAAUACCCCCUCCGCCUCCACUCCCUGCCUUGAAUACUCCUCUCUCUGAGCGCCCAGGGAUCAGUGGUGGUGGCUUUGUCGUCACUCCCCCCUACAGGCCCCCUCCGCCCGCCACAGCUGUGCGUCCCAUUCAGCGGCAAAUGAGUGCCGAUGCAGCUGUGGUUAUUGUAAAUUCUGUCAAGAAACAGUGCAGCACCACCUCUUGUGGCUCCAUGGGUCGGGACAGGGAUCGUGGAGGAGCUAGGGUGUAUAGCCUGGAUGUUCCUGAGCCACGGAGCCCAGAUGCUUGUAAUCAACAACAGCAGCAGUACCCAGACCGGGCCAGUCCCGUGGGCUGUGGGGAGCCCCUAGAAAGGCUGCCUUUAGUGGGGAGUGGGAGCUGUGGUGGAGGGGGUGGUGGUGGUUGCGACAGUGGUGGUGUUGGUGCCCAACAUCAGGACAACCAGAAGCCACACCAUUAUCAUCAACAGCAACAAAUACAACAACAGCAACAGCAGCAGCAGCAGCUGGAGGUGCAGCAGGACUACCACUGCUCGGAGCACCGCCACUCCGUCCCAGCUCUAUAUUAUGAAGGCUCCCACCAAGGCUCCCCAGCCCAGAGGGUUUCCUUCCUUAAGCCCCUGACACGCUCCCGCAGGGAUGCAGCGUCUUACUCCCAGCUUUCGCCUGCCCGCCACCAUUCCAGUUACUCUGGCUACUCCUCUAGCCCAGAGUACUCCUCAGAGAGCUCACUGCGGAUCUGGGAGCGCUUUCGUCCCUAUCGGAAAGGCCAGCGCGAUGAAGCCUGUUACGUGACGGCUGGAAAUGCCCUUAGAAAAAAGGUGCAGUUUGCUAAAGGCGAGGACCUGCAUGACAUCCUUGAUUACUGGAAGGGGGUGUCGGCACAGCAGAAGCUGUGACUGGGGGACCAGAAAUAGGCAUUGUGGUAAGAAGAGUUUGGAUGCUCCUUUUCCUGAAUGGCCCAUGGGCCAGAGGAACGAUUUGAAGAUCAUGGGGAGAAAAAUAUAGGACAAAAUUUUGCCUUUGGGUUUUUUUUGGCAUGCUAGGUGUAUAGAAUUUUGUGCUAAAGCAAGGACUGUGAAACUGUGCCUGGGAUAUGAGAGUCAUGGUGUUUUAUUUUACACUUCAUUGUAGCACCAUUUCUGGAUCAUUCUCAUUGAGUGUUUGUGGGUUUUAUUUUUUCACACACGGAGCCAAUGCCAACUGUGUAAUUUAGUACUCUUUGAGUGAUCAUGUUUUGUGAUCCUAUGGACCAUCUUUAUCAGUGCCAUGUUUUCAUCUAUGGGUAAUCACAGAAGGUAAAUGCUGAUAUCCUUCAUUUUAAGCUUGUGGGAUCCAAGAUGUUGUUUCCUAUUUGGUAUUGGGUGCUGUAUCAAUUUGCAGAUAUGUUUAGACUUCUGAGUGAAGGCAGACUAUGACAGGUGGGAUCUGUGCUCUGAUACAAGUGACAACAUGCUGUUUAGUGAACAGAUUUGUCAAAUGCAGGCCCUAUCCCCCUUCCUCGAGAUCCUUCAUGUGGCUGAGGUAUUUGCAUUUCAAUAGCAUCUGUCACACAGAAAGAGCAGAGAAAUUGGAAACAAAUUAACAAUGUGAAAAUAGUCCAGUCGGCUUGAAGGUCCUGCAGUAUGAGGAAAUCACGAGAGAAAGAUUGUGUGGAACAUAACACUCAAAUAGUCCUUGGAUUGCACCCUGAGGUGUUUCACAUGUCCUUCCAACAAACACUCUUGCAUGGCUCAAUACGCGAUGUAAGGAAUGUUCCCCAGAUGUCUCAAGCUUUCCUAAACGGCAGUUGCCCAAGUCAUGAUCAUAAUUGUUUGCGUAAUUUCAAAGAGUACAGAGGGCAAAAUGAUGUCCCUUUAUGAAGGUAAUUAGAUGCUACUUACCUGUGCAACAGGGAAAUUUAACUAUGUGACAGAUGAGCUCAUGCAAUCCCUUUAUAGAAAGACAUGAGAGAUGUGACCCACAUGUGACAGAGACCAAGACAAACUGAAAGCGAGAGGGGGUAUAAAAGAAAAAAUAAAGGGAAGACAAGCAAAGAUAUAAAUAAUUUUCCGCAGCCACUGUGGAUGUUAAGUAGAUUUCUUGCAGGUUAUGGGGAAAUCUCUUUGCAUCAUUCAAUGUGAGCACCACAGUACAUUCCAAAUCCUUUCUCCAACAUUAAAACUGGAUUGAGGCACAGAGGGAAAGGACAUGUCUAAUUACUGCCAACACGUCUGUUUUGUUCUGGGUCUAUUGAUAACUUAAUUAGUCGACUUGUGACAGGCAUGUUCGCUUGCACUUUACGCCUCAUGAUUGUGUGUGUGUGGACGUGUGGUACACAGUGGUCAGUGUAAGUGCGUGUUGGCAUGCCUUGUCAGAUUAUAUUCUAUGUGUCCAAAUUGACUUAAAUUAAUAGUUGUCACAUCUUACCCAUUGGCUGUUCGUCUAAGUCUAAACAAUAUUAGAUAAUUAAUGGCAUGGACAAAUGUACAAAUGUGUUCAUUGUAUUUUCCCAGACAUCCAUCACAUGAUCGUGAUGCUCAGAUAUACACACAGUAGCGCAGUGCCUCUUGCUAACACAGCCAUAAUCUAAUCUCCAUUCUUGUAUAGUAUUAUCCAUCCACCUGGCCUUUGCUAUUGAAAUGAUGUGAUUCUCCUCAAUGAUAGUGUUAUUGCCUGGCAUUCUGACAAAAGGCAUCCUGCUUACCCAAAGUGCUGUGUAGCCUUUGCUUUUUUUUUUUUUUUUUUUUUGCCAUUAUCAGCAAACAUACACAGUUUGAGACAUUCUACCCUAAAAAUGUGAAAACUGAAUCAGUGGUCCUUGCUCCACAUUUUUGUUCAGGGCUAUAUUCAAGAGGAAAAAAAGUUACACAGACAAGUUUAAUCUUAGCAACAGUUUUCUCUCUCCUUUGAUCCUCAUGUCUUCACUAAAUGAUGUUCAUUUGUCCCACCUCCCACUACUUUCACUGCCCCCGCAGGUUUGAUGGGCUAUGGGUUUGGCAUGAGACAUGUCUUGUUGUGUUUUAUUAAAAGAGAAAUGUGAGAAAUAGCCUUUAUUGCAGGUAGGACUUGGGUCUGCACAACACAUCUCAACACUGCUUUUCUUCUUUUUUUAGAGUGGUCGAUUUUUUUUUAGCACAUGCUUGACUCCUUUGAAUAAAAGCAGGUUAAAUAGGACUGAAUAUGCAACUACGAGAGGGUGGUUUGUAAUAGUAUUUCCAUAUUGAUCUGUGUAUUUCUUCCUCCCUCUUUGUUUUCAUGAAACGUCUAUCUCUGUCUCAUUUUCCUUGUUUUAUUAAGCUGUAUGCAUACAGUCAGGGUCAGAGGUCUUUAACCUUGGAGUCAGUGUUGUGCUGUGAGUGUUUAUGAUUGAUCGGACCGCAUAAAUUCAAGAGCCUCAAUGUUGUCUUUUAGUACUAGCGUGUUUGGGACGCACCACCUCAUCCGCCUUCUUUAUACGAUAAAGCACCAUGUGAUGAACAUACAGUCUUGGAAAUGUCUGCCACUAAUCUCCUAUUAUGUGAGAUAAGAAAGUUUCCAAAGGAACUUGUUACUGUGAUUGACUCAGACAAAUCAGACGAAAGGAUUUUCUUUGCUGGUACGUUCCAAGAGUACCUAAUCACACAGAAGGAACAUGGCGCGUUUAACUCCCCAGAUCCUCAACUGCCAUAAGUUUACAGAAAUGGACACUGAGGAUAAGUGUAAAUGUUCAGUAAUAUCAGGAUUGCUCCUCAUUUCAGCUGCCAUUUAUGUUCAUCUAACAGACGAGAUGUAAUGUGACAGAAAAUCCUGAUUAUUACUGUUUUCAUGGAUGAUUUUUAAUUUCAUACAUUUUCUAUUUUAAUUAACAUAUUUAAUGCACCAAUGUAUUUUUCAGGAAAAAAAAGAGAUUUUCAGGGUGGACAGAUGUUUGUUCAAGUGCUCUUCUGCUCAGAUUUCAUUCAAACGUUUGUUUGAAUAAGCCUCUGUAAUGAUACAGCAUUACUGGCCCAACAGACAACAUUGUCAAUGCUGGUGGGAGAAGUGCCAAUCUGUCUAAUGAUUUAUAAACAGUGUUUUCACCAUAGCUCAAAUGAGUGCUAUUGUUGGAGGGGAAAUUGUGUUUCCCAUCAUUAAUAAUAACUUGAAAGCCUGCUGCCAAAACAACCACAAAAGAGUCAUGGCAAAGUGGAAAUGAAGACAUGGAAUUCAAAACUGAUGAACAAGUCCUUCUAUAAGUCAGCCCGAAACAGUCAAAACAGGUACAAGUAUGAACAAAAGAUGCUGAGAAUUUUUUCCAAAGUGGACUUCCGAAUAAACCUCUGCUCUUUAUUAUUGCUUGUUCCCCUCAAGCAAAGCAAUCACUGGUGGUUUAGACAUAACAGUUGUGUUAAUUGGCCUUGGAGGUUAAGCAGGUAGUUAAUGAAGUUUUACAGUUCUGUUGUGGUUAUGUGAGAAGUUUAUAUCUAUAAUUGUCACUCUACAGGAUUGUAGAUUCCCAUAAAACAGAGUAGACUCUCGGGUAAUAGCCAGUUCAAAUAACUUACCAGCUGAAUUAUUAAAAUCUCAACCAGGACCACAAAUAUUUCUCAAAACAUUUGGCAUGCUAGUGUACCUGUUUUUUGUCCCACAAAGCCAGCAUCAAACAAAAAAACCCUUCUUUUCCUUUUCAGCUCAUAUCCUCACUGAACCCCUGGAGGGUGUUUCACUCGGAGAUCAAUGGUCCUUUUUGUAGCACCGUCCUUGUUGUUUGUCUCAGAGCCACAGGAAAGCCAGACGUGAGAAAGCCAUCUAAUGUGCUAUUAAUGUUUAAUCCUUUUUGUGGGAGGCUGGCUCGGGUUGCUUCCCCUAUCUGCGUAUACCGCCACAAAAUCACAGAUGCUUUCAGUUUCUAGCAUGUUAAUCCUUUGAUGCUCUCUUAUAUUUAAAAGCCUGGCCCAAUUAAACUGAAGUUUCUUAAAUAAUGAAUCAGAGCCCAAAAUGGGGUGUGGGUUUAUGUCUAAUCAGUUUCUAAAUUACUAAAGGAGUUAAAUGCAUCCAUUAGUGGAGACCACAGUAAAAGGUCCCAAUCCUCCCGUGACACAGUGCACUUUUUUACUCGUGUGAUCUGUCAUUGAAGCAGUCCCAGUCAAAGUGAGACAUUACUUUUAUGAGCAAUCAUCAUCAUUUAAGGGUCAUCUCAGGAUUCACUUCUCAAGAUAGUCCUGUGCGUGAUCAUUUACUAGAUAAUUUUCUUACAUGGAAGAUGGAAAACAUGCUCAAACCUAUAGAUAUAAAAUCUGUGAAUAAGCAAAACUGCGUCCUCUAACCAGCCCUAUUAUAGAGUAGAUUGCAUUGCACAUUAUUUUUGAAUCCCAUAAUAGAGAAACAAUAUUGAAAUGUUUAAACUAAGAGCAGUGGACUGGAAGAUCAAGACCCAAAGAGAGGUCACAAAGACUGAUAUAGGCAGUGAGAGAUAUAUGUAAAUAAUUGAUUAAUGUUAAGUAAUUAAAAAACACAUUUUGAAUAACCUAUGUUGUCUUGAUCACGCCAGCGGCAAAAUUACUUUUUCCAUGGUUUUUAUUAUGUGACAUAUUCAACUUGUUCUUUCUCCCAACUCGUCAAAUACGACAGCUUUGUAAGUGGCGCUAUGCUUCAAGCUAUGACAGUCUGGUACCUCUUUAGCAUCAAUUUUGGAUGCUCAGAGAAGGCGUGUCAAUGUCUGCUCCUUAAAUACAAUGAUAUCCUUUCAAAAUAAACCUCCAUGUCCACAGGAAAUGUAGGUUUUGGCAACUACUAUAGAAGAGGCCGAUAAACAACUUGUUAGGUUUAGAAAAAAGAUCAUUGUUUAGGUUAAAAGAAAGACGUUUGUUACAUAACUUCACUUUUGUAAGUAAGUUAACAAGUAUGCCACAUAACAUAUGUAGUCUGACUCACCAGAUGUAGACUGUGGCUAUAAGCCUGCCAUUGGCUGACUAUUUAGACCAGCAUUCUCACCCCCUUCUGCUAUCUGCAUGUUACCGUUUUCAAACCCCCUACAUUACGGGAAACAACAACAACCUUUAAGCUAACAACAUACACGCUGAAAAUGGCAAGUUUUGACAAAGAUUUUGGUCAUGCAAUAAGGCAUGCCUGCUUUGUUUUUUUGUGAAUUACUGUAAAGGUCUAGAACAAAUAAAACAAUUUGUGAACUCAGAAAAGCUCAGACGUUGACUUGCGGGACUCUCAAGCCUGAUGCCGAUUCAUUUCUCACAACCUAUACAGUCUGUAGUGUGGUAAAGUAGAGUGUAUUUGACAAAGUUGCCAGUUAAUUAUGUCGAGGUGCCACCAGAAAGUUCACAAGUAUGGCUAUAUAUUACACGCCAGUCCCACAUUAUGGGUAUCAAAAAAAGUACUCCACUGGUAUUGGUAUCACUCUAAGAAUACUGGUAUUGGUAUCUAAUUUUUUAAAUGCUACCCAGCCCAAUCUGUGACUGUUUUUUGUGGCCUUACUUGCCUCCUGACAUGCAAAUGUUCCAAUGAAACAAGUUCCCUCCCGACGGUAUUUUGCAAGGACACCACGGCAUCCUGGGCUUGGUGUCACCCAAGACGAUUCUGAUUGGUUUAAAGAAAUAGAAAAUGAGCCAUAGGAUUUUUUUCCCCCUAUAGCAGAAUGAUACUGUGUGCUUACAGACCCUUCUCUAGCGCUGGUCUGGCUAUGCAAUGCUAUGACUUAUGAGAUGUGACACAUGUCACGUGAUGAUAAUUCCAUCACAGUUUUGAAAAAACUCAAUGUUAACUUUUGGUUUAUGAUGGAACACAAACAGCUGUAUCCUGGGUGGAAGUCCUGUGUUUGUUUGACUUACCCACCAUUGUUUCCUCCCACCCUACAUGGACUUUCUCACUUUUUAAACUAUGUCAUUGUCACAGAUGGGUUUACAUUGGAGUUAGCUGAAAGCCCCAUGCAUCUCUAAAAUGCUAAAUACUACAAAAUACUAAAAUAGUGCAUUGGUAUCUUAUGCUUUGACACCCUGGGGACCUGGGGAUAACGAGAACGAGUUGGCAUAUUGGAGUGAUUUUGAAAUAUUUUUCUUGCUCUAACCCCCAUUGCCUUACACACACACACACACACACACACACACACACACACACAUACACACGCACGCACACAACAAGAGUAGCCGGCAAAAAUGGAAAAUAAAGAAGUGACUCAGAAUGAGUCACAGUUUGACUAAACUAAAAUGACUUUUUUCCUGAAAGGCAGGUAAUGGGCAAGGUCUUCAAAGAGAGGAGAGCAACGUGAGAGGGAUUUUUGUCUGAAAGCAGGCGGGCAUCUGGGAUAAAAGAUGUGGAAGCAGCAUGGCUACACUAAAACUUAUCAUGCAUGAUUCAGUGCGCUGCUGCAAAUGAACCAUAACACACACAUACACACACACACACACACACACCUAACAGAAGCGUAUUGUGGGAGUAAUUCUUAAAAAAAUAUUCAGAAACUUCAGCAUUUCUGACAAGUGAAGGCAGCCCUCUUUGAAAGCCUUAAGGAGGACAGCUUCAUUUCCACUUAAUUUUAAGGCAGGUGACAGGCAAGUAUUAACACUGACAGUGGGUUGCAAAUCCUUUCAUUUGGUAUCUUUAGACCUUUUGUCUAAUAGUCUAUUAAGUCCAUUAGCUUUCUGUGUGGGAGAUUAGCCUGUGUGGAUAAUGUGCCAAAUUUGACAAAUGGGAAACUACACUGUCUGUCCCCUCAUGAUAGCCAUAGAAGGCAUAAUGUGAUAAAAAAAAAUUAAACGCAUGCCAUUUUUUAAUGUCCCACUAAUGUGAAAUUGUAUUUAUCUAAAGAAUGAAAAAGGAAGUCAGUUGAGACAAAUGAAAUAUGUCUUGGUGUGACUGAUUUCUUGGUCACUCUUUUAUGAGGCAGCUCAGACGGGCUGAGUGCUGCCAACGCUGCCUUUUCAACUGCCAAGCACUCUAAAUAAGAGUUUGAAGAAAUCUGAAGAUGAAUAGCCUUGUAUGUUUAUGCUGAAAGCAUUCCCUGACAACUAAAAGUCAUCAUCAGAAUGUAGCAGACUAUGCAUGUUCAUGUAUUUUUAUGUAGGUCUCUAGUUUAAAGGAAAAAAUGCUGCUGUGAACAGUGCCGGACCUAGCACAUUCGAUACCACCCCUAUAUUAUCCAUUGUUCUUUUAAAUUUACUGAACAAGACCAAGAGCUAAUGACAAAUCAGCACAAAUAAACAACUUAGCCAACAAUAAAAAUAAAUAACAAACACUGAUCAUCAGAUCUUUGGAUCAUUUUCCCCUUAUGUUUGAUUUUUUUUCACCUAUUUCGAAGAUCUGCCACUAACGCUGAAAUAAAAUUAUACCUGCAAGCUCAAAAAUAAGCACAGGGAUGGAUUUUGAAUUUGAAUUUCUUGAUGAGCUUUUCUGAGCUGGAAAAGAAGUUUGAGAACCUGUGGUUAUUCUAAAUUAUAGGUUUUACGGAGCAGAAGAGCAUUUGAAAAUUUCUCAGUAAGCCACAUUGGGCUAAGGUUUGCAUCCUGAUUGGACCCUGUUUUUUCAACACUUUUUACACACACACACACACACACACACACACACACACACACACACACGGACUACAAAAUAUUUACACUUAUGCAUUAACUCUGCAAGGUUUAGUUUCCAAAGACGGACAAAGGACUUAAAGAAUCUGUGAAAUAUCUGUGAAUUUUGUACACUAGAUAAAAGAAAAAAAAUGCUAAGGUUUAAAAAAAAAUGCUUCUAUGGAUGUUUUAUACUCAGCCUGAUCUCUUGAUAUGUCUGUGUGUUUCUCUAUUUCAGUUGGCUGUUUGUCUUUGUUUACUUUGUUUAGGGUUUUUUUUCUGGUGGGUGGGGGGGUUUGGGUAUCGGGAACCACGGGAUUGACUUUUAGUACUUGCAAUGAUAUAUGUUAUAAAGGUUUAAGAACAGAGAAAGCUUAACAUAGUGUACUACAUAAAAGAAAAGUUGUUAUAUUUGCAUGACUCCCUGUAUUUUUUGAGCGACAAAAAUAUAUUGUUGUGUACAAUGAGUGGACGUACAUUGAAAACAAAAACUGUAGGGGCUGAAAUAUUGUCAAGUACCUUUGGUUUGAACAUUUAGGUUUUAGCUGUUUAUUUUUUUUUAAACUCUCUGUGACAUUUUCUAUUUACAUUCUAUUGGUUUUCAUUUGGGUGACUGUAUUAUAUACCGACACUGCAGUUACCAUUACUACUCUUUGAGCCACAGGCUGGUGGAGUGUGCAGAGCAAAGAGGGGAUAAAAAAAAAAAAAGUCUGAGGCUGGUGGGUGUUUACAUGCAUCUGUUAUGAGAAACUGCACUCAGUUCUUCUCCAUUACAAAGAUUAUUCUCCAUGGCACACAUGCAAAGACAUCGUCUUUGGCUUGAGGCGAGGCCCUGUCACAGUUUGUGGUUGUAUUUUCUCUUAACUCAGCCGUCUUCUAUAUGGAAAAAAGAAAACUGUUCAAGUUUUUCCAGUUAAAGACAUAAUAAAUGACAAUAUAUGUACAAAGAAUAGUGAGUGACGCAAGCACACACACACACACACACACACACACACACACACUGUGGAUUGUCUAAUGGUUUUAACCUAAUCCCAAUCCAUCAGUUAGAAGUCACAGGCAAAUCAAUGCAACAUCAGCAGCUUCUCUUUCAGCCUCAGCCCACUUGCUGUUAGCUAAAUCAGUGAUCUUCAUUCCUCAUCCUCUGCUCUCAGAGCCUGCUGGUGUUCUAUCCAACUAGUUAAUUGAAUUCAUCUUAUAUCCAGCCUGUUGUGAACCAGGCUUUUAUCAUUGGUCUUUUAUUAUACACUGUAUUAUACAGUCUGUCCUCUGCUGAAUAGCUUUUAGUGUGCACAGAAAAGACUGUAUCUUGACCUGAUGCAAAGAGAAUAGAUAGCUGUGCUGCUGUAGAGACUAAAACUAUAUGUUAAAAACUGAAGUCCUUAUGACAUGAAUACAGUCAAAAGACGAUCAUUUAUAUUCCACAGCACUCAAAAACAUUUUAGUUUUUAGAUAAAUAAAAUUUAAAUGAACGAGUAUGACCACAGAGAGAAACAAAUUAAGUAUAAUUGGUUUCCGUGGACAGAGUAGAGUCUUUAAAGGAGGCAGAGGCUUGAGUACAUUUCAUUUGGCACCAACCCAAUAAUGCGUUGGUAACACCUUCAGUACUGCAGCUCUGCUGAUACAUUACUUAUUGCAUUAGGGUCAGUGCAAUGACAGCAAGUCAUAAGUCAUAGCCGUGUUUACAUUCUGCAGUGAUAAAACAGGACCCCCCAGCUGAGAUGUAUAGCCCUACUCUGUGGCAAAGCCUUUGCCAAACCCUAAAGAGGCCUCCCCACGCCAAUUAUAAAGACAAAAUGAAAUGCAUUAACCUGAGGCUGAGUCUUCCCCUCAGCUUGUCAAUAUGGCAAUGCUAUAUUAUAGCAUUAGCCAGUUUGUAGAGUCAUGUUUUAAUUGGGUAAAAUUGCACUUAAAUUUGAUAAGGCAGUUUUAUUGGUACUGGAGGCUAAUCUGUAACUCAGAGCUUCCAUUUUUCUGAUGCCAGAUCCAGAGUGGCGAAACUUGCUAAAAGGUCCAAUUGCAGUGAGAGCAGACGCAGUUCAGUGUCAGAAGCCCAUCAGUCUGAUCAAUGUUUAUGUUUUCCACGCUCGUGAAUAGAAGAGGCUGGGCACCCAUUGCUAUUCCAAACACACAAUCCAGUGCUGUGGUACUCCCAAAGCCAGAAUGAUUGGCCUUGUCAGUGCCAGAGAUUGAAAAACUCUGCAGCUUCCAAAAAUGGCUGUCAGUUCAGAGAGGGAAGGCAGGGGAGAGGGGCCAUCCUUGACUCAUUGAGGAAAUUGAAUGUCUGUGGAUUGAUCGGUUCAAAAGCUUAUAGUGUCUUGGCCUUGCAGCAACCAUGCACACGAUGCAGAAACAUGUACUGUUAAAUAGACAUGUUGUAGAACUCUGAGCCUAAAUCAAACUAUUAUUCGUUAAGGAUUAGGGAUCCCCAAACCUGCUCCGUCAGUCAUCAGUAUUUUGACAUCUGCUGAGCUCUAAUUCCUCUGAGCUUAGGGAUCGAACUUCACACAUGUCGUGGCACAAUGUGACAUGCCAUAAGCUUCAGGACAUAUUUGAGAAAAGUACAGUGCAGAUUUUAAAUAUACAAUGUUUCAGUGGUUGAACAUUGCAUUUCUUUUGCUGUAGUGACAUAUUUUAUGUUCUUUUUUUAGUGACAUAUCCUUUUCCCUUUGCAAAUGCAUUUUUUUUUCAUUUUUUUUCCAACUCAAAGAACUGAGUAGAGACAAUUCACUGUCUUGCAGAUUGCAUCAUCUGAAAAUAAGUAUAAGUAGUAUGAAUAGCCCCUUAAAAAUAACAACACAACCAUUUUAUAAACAGUAUAAUCGCUAAAGUGCUAAAGUAUAACCACCAUCUCUGUGAUCCCUUCAAGGCCAAGGGCCAAAGCUAAUUCUCACAUCAAUAUUUUAGUUCCUAUUCGGCUAUUUAUGUAACAUUUGUGUCAAUUAGGGUUCUUGCCAAGUUGACAGUAUCAGGGGGUCUUUUGGUCUUAAAAUCAAGAGGCUGUCACUGUAUCAAAUCAAAAGGCCCAUGGUCAUAUUCUAUUCAAAUCUAAUGUGACUCUCCCCUCUGGUUUCAGCUCUACACACUAAUGUUUGGAGACCAAAAGGGAAAGACAAAACAAAGGUUUGGAUGAUGGGAACAAUUCUUGGCUUUUUUCUUUCUUUAAUUAUUUGUUGCUGAUAUUGACAUUUUUUCCCUUUGCGAUUUCUGUACAAAAGAUCUAUUUCUAUAUUUGCAAUAAAUUUGUAAUGAAA
Molecule: messenger RNA, 14352 nt
Organism: Epinephelus lanceolatus (giant grouper)
Lineage: Eukaryota; Metazoa; Chordata; Actinopteri; Perciformes; Serranidae
Gene: elfn2b
Product: extracellular leucine-rich repeat and fibronectin type III domain containing 2b
Cellular component (GO): plasma membrane
Molecular function (GO): protein binding
Source: RefSeq, a predicted model, not a curated record